Molecule: messenger RNA, 3796 nt
Organism: Megalobrama amblycephala (Wuchang bream)
Lineage: Eukaryota; Metazoa; Chordata; Actinopteri; Cypriniformes; Xenocyprididae
Product: extracellular calcium-sensing receptor-like
Exons: 6
Coding region: 38-2629 (863 amino acids)
Biological process (GO): G protein-coupled receptor signaling pathway
Cellular component (GO): membrane
Molecular function (GO): G protein-coupled receptor activity
Source: RefSeq, a predicted model, not a curated record
AAUAACAGCCAUGUGGGUGAGCUAGCAAGAGAUAGAGAUGUGGAUCGCUCUAAAAAUCUGCCUGUAUCUGUUCUUUAACUGUAUCUCUGCAGCUUCAGUCCUCAGCUCAGGCAUCUGUCAGCUCCAGGGACACUUCGGGAUGUUCAAGGAUGGAGAUCUUAUACUUGGAGGCCUGUUUGAGGUUCACUUCCUCACAGUGUUCCCAGAGCUGAGCUUCAGAAUGGAACCGGAACCACCCUACUGUGAGCAGUUUGAUAUGGCAAGUUUCCAGCAGGCACAGACUAUGGCCUUUGCUAUAGAUGAGAUCAAUAAGAAUCCAAAUCUGCUUCCUAACAUCACUCUUGGUUACCAUCUUUAUGACAAUUGUGUAAAGUUGGGAGUGGCAUUCAGAGCUGCUACAGCUCUGAUUAGUGGGACAGAGGAGUCCUUCUCCAACCUAAACUGUGCUGGCCCACCACCAGUGAUUGCUAUUGUGGGGGAUCCUGGGUCUACUCACUCAAUUGCAAUCUCCAGUGUACUGGGGCUGUUUAGAGUGCCUAUGGUUAGCUACUUUGCCACCUGCUCCUGUUUGAGUAACAGGAAAAAGUACCCAUCUUUCUUCAGAACAAUACCCAGUGAUGCCUUCCAAGUGCGGGCUAUGGUACAGAUCUUGAGGCAUUUUGGAUGGACCUGGGUUGGUCUCCUCUAUAGCGAUGACGACUACGGCAUCCAUGCCUCUCAGUCCUUCCACAAAGAUGUGCAGCUAUUUGGAGGUUGUGUUGGCUUUUCUGAAAUGCUGCCUCGUGAUAAUAACCGUAGAGAUAUUCAGAGUAUAGUGACAGUGAUUCAGGCCUCUACAGCUAGAGUGGUGGUGGUGUUCUCCACAGAAGCCUAUUUGUUACCACUAAUGGAUGAGGUGGCAUUGCAAAAUGUGACAGGCCGACAGUGGAUUGCAAGUGAAGCUUGGGCUACUUCACCUGUGUUUCACACUCAGCGUCUUUUACCUUUUCUGGGGGGAACACUGGGCAUCGCAAUCAGGCGUGGGGAGAUCCAGGGACUUCGUAAAUUUCUGUAUUACCUCCGCCCUGACAACAAUCCAGGAAAUAAUAUGGUAAGAAUCUUCUGGGAAAAUAUGUUCGGGUGCAGUUUUGACACUGGAGGCAGAGAGGUAGAGGGAGAAAAAAAAGUGUGUACAGAGCAAGAAGAUCUUAACAGAACAGAAACAGCAUACACUGAUGUAUCAGAGCUAAGGGCAUCUUAUAAUGCGUAUAAAGCAGUUUAUGCCCUUGCACAUGCACUUCAUGACCUGAUGCAGUGUGAGGAGGGCAGAGGACCAUUCAGUGGGAACAGAUGUGCUGACAUAACCAACCUGCAGCCCUGGCAGGUAGUACAUUACCUACAGAAAGUGAACUUCACCACUGGCUUUGGGGAUCAUGUGUCAUUUGAUGAGAAUGGAGAUGCUCUGGCCAUCUAUGAUGUGAUGAACUGGCAGCCGAGUUCAGAUGGUGCAAUAAGGGUCAGCACAGUUGGUGUGGUGAAUGAAGGGGCUACAGUAGGGAAGGUGCUCAUACUGAAUGAGGAUGAAAUAUUCUGGAACUUUGAGAACAAACAACCCCCACAGUCUGUGUGCAGUGAGAGUUGCCCCCCUGGCACCAGACGAGUCAGGAAGAAGGGACUUCCUGUCUGCUGUUUUGACUGCCUACCAUGCAGAGAUGGAGAGAUUUCUAAUAUAAAAGAUUCUAUUGAAUGCACAACAUGUCCAGAUGAGUUCUGGUCCAAUCAAAAUAAAGAUCAAUGUGUCCCCAAAGAAGUUGAGUUUCUGUCCUAUAAGGAACCUCUGGGCAUCUCUCUGACUACUGCUUCUCUGCUUGGCACCUGCUUAUGUGCUCUUGUGAUGGUCAUCUUCUCUCAUCACCGUAGUACUCCUGUAGUACGUGCUAACAAUUCAGAGCUCAGCUUCCUAUUGCUGUUGUCACUCAAACUGUGUUUUCUUUGUGUGCUACUAUUCAUCGGCCGGCCACAGGUUUGGACAUGUCAGUUAAGACAUGCUGCAUUUGGCAUAAGCUUUGUCCUGUGCGUCUCCAGUAUCCUGGUCAAGACUAUGGUGGUAAUAGCUGUCUUCAAGUCAUCUCGACCUGAGGGUAAAAGUGCUAUGAAAUGGUUUGGUGUACCUCAACAAAGAGGCACUGUCAUGGCCCUAACUGCCCUUCAGAUUCUGAUAUGCACAGUCUGGUUAACCACUGCAUCCCCAACACCACAUAAAAACAGCCAAUAUAUCACCUCUAAAAUAGUCUAUGAAUGUGCUAUUGGCUCAGUGGCUGGUUUUUCUAUGCUGCUGGGAUACAUUGGCCUCCUGGCAGCAGUAAGCUUCCUCUUAGCCUUCCUGGCAAGAAACCUUCCAGAUAAUUUUAAUGAAGCCAAAUUCAUUACAUUCAGUAUGUUGAUCUUCUGUGCUGUGUGGAUUGCAUUUAUUCCAGCAUAUGUGAGCUCACCAGGGAAAUAUGCAGUGGCUGUGGAAAUAUUUGCUAUUUUAGCUUCCAGUUUUGGAUUAUUGGUGGCCAUAUUUGCCCCAAAGUGCUACAUCAUCCUUUUACAUCCAGAGAGAAACACUAAAAAAGCCAUCAUGGGAAGAGCCACACAAAAAAAAUAAUAAUUUACAUAAACUAGACAUUUUUACAUUGAGAAAUAAAAAAAACUGUGAACUCUGAUUAAUAUAAAUAUACAAGCAGCAACAAAACUUGUGUAUGUUACAUUUCACGUUUCUUGGUGUGUGUUCAUAGUUAAAUAAAGACUAAGACAAUUUUCCAAUUAAUUUUAAUAAAUUAAUCAAAUUAUUUGAUAAAGAAACAUGUAUGUUGCAGAUUACAUGUUUACUGCUACACAGCAAAAUCUUCAGUGUUAAACAUACACUGCUCAGUUUUCGUAUGGUCUCAAUCUAUAGAGAGUAAAAUUAACACUGUUGUACUUGUAGCAGUGUUGUACUUAGUGAAAUAAAGUAGUUCACUCUAUAAGUGAUGAUUGACUAUUAGUGAUGACACAAGGGGCCUAUACCAUGAAAUUUGUUUAGAUGGAUAGCCAGGUAUAUUUCAGUUUUGUUUUGUGCCAACCUUGGGUUGCAGGCACCAUGAAAGUGGCCCAGCUUUUAGCUGUGUUCAUCGCCACAAUAACUUAAGCUCCACUGCUAACCUGCUCCGGUGUUCUGGGUAAGAGAUCUCGAACCGAAACCAGACCAAUCAGCAGUGAGCAAGGUGACACAUGUCUGACACAAAAAAGUCACUCCCCUAGUUUCUCUUGCUCCAAAUGAAAGGUCACUACAUAGUAAAAUAUUUUAAAAUACAAAAUUGUCUGGCUAAAGCUAUAAUGAUUAUGUUCAGUUUUGAUUUAGUUUAUCUGUGUUCUGUUCCUUUUUGCCUGUGUUCCCUUUGCUAGUUUGUCUCCAUGGUUUUUGAUUGAGUUUGCAUGUGUUUCUGGUUAUGUUAAUUAUUCCUGUAUGAAUUUAAGCCCUGGUUUUCCCCAGUUCAUUUGUCCAGUAUCAUCAGUGUUAAUGUGGUUGUGUUUGAUUAAUUCUCCUGUAAUCUCCUGAGGGUUCUUGAUUAUUUUAUUAAAGACUAUUUUUGUUCUCUAUCUCUUUUGUCAUGCAUUUCACUACAGCCAUACAUGACAGAAUAGGACCUAGAAAAGGUCUGUUUGCGGCGUUUUUCUUUCUUUUUUUGCUUCCCCCUCACUAAUAGAACUACCUGCCAUCCAACAGAGAUUUUUUUGUGUGCUUCACUACAGCCACAUAUGACAAUAGCAAUGAUUAUAUAUUAUAAUUAUU